This is a messenger RNA of Saccharomyces eubayanus, 1695 nucleotides long. RefSeq names its product Ctr86p (gene CTR86). Bases 1 to 1695 code for a protein of 564 amino acids. NCBI's taxonomy places the organism in Eukaryota, Fungi, Ascomycota, Saccharomycetes, Saccharomycetales, Saccharomycetaceae. The transcript has a single exon. Gene Ontology annotation, cellular component: cytosol. The record is from RefSeq and is a predicted model, not a curated record.
AUGACGCAUACGGAAAUUUUUUCAGAUGAAUUCAAACUAUUUGAUUUAAUCGAUGUAACAAUGAAGAAUGACCCACGUUGCGUUGAGAACUAUGGGCCCAUUGUCGAGAAUCUAAAUGGAAUCUUUCAAAGAACGUUUAAUGAAGAAGACCAUAGGAAAUUGAUGGCCGAUUCCCAGCCUUUUUGGGAACGUUUAAGAGACACAUUGGAAGGAAUGCUGUUACGGGUACCUUUGAAUGAAGAUAGCUCAAUACCAUACACGAGAACAAUGAGAGGCCUUGUGUUAUUGAUGAGAAACCUUGCUGCGGAAAACCAAGAAAUACCCCAAAAGCUGCUACUGCAAAAUCUCGUAAUACGUGGGUUUCUACACGCAACUAGUGAGUAUGUAGUGGAUACUCCAUUAGUGAAGCACUUAUAUAUCGCAUGCUUAACGUGUCUUUACAACAUGCAACAAAACUACUCCACAGUAGAUAUGACUACGUUCCCAGCGCUUUUGCAAUUUUUUCAAUAUCCCUAUGGGAUGACUUUUGAAGAGGAUAAAGAAGAGGAACAUUUUUGGUUGCCAUAUCUCUUUCUUUUCAAAACAUAUCUCAAUAAUGAUGAAUUUUCCAAUGAGCUGUUUAGAGAUAGUGAUACGAAUCAAGGCGACUACUAUCGCCUAAGAGAUAGGAUCUUUUUCCAUAUCAUCAUCACUAAAUUUAUCCAAGAUCAAGAAGAUUCGUUUGUAAUUGAAAACGGUAGGGACUAUCUAGACGAUUCAAAAUUGAAAAUAACAUCUAUUGAUCUAUCCGUUUUGGACUGCAUCAGUAAAAGUCUAACAAGUGCAUCUUUUGGUAAAUACCUACAGGGGUUUGAAGAUAGAGAACCGAAAUGUUUUGCCAAACUGUUGCAAAUAAUGCAAUUGAUUGUAACGAGUAAAGAAGAUUGGAAUAAAUAUGAAUUGACAGCCAUUAUGUCAUGGUGCUAUCCCAUUUUGCAACGCCUUACAGAUAAUGAUAUUCCUGCUUUUUUCAAGAAAGGCGUCAACGAUUAUACUCCAUCAGUUGCUAUCCAAUUACAUUCCACAUUAUUAUCCUGUUUGGACAUCAUUUCCGAUUUGUGUAAAUUCGAUCAUGUUAGACAGUUUUUGAUAUCUUACGAGUGUGUGAAAACAUUAAUUUCGUUACUGGAUACAUUCCAAAAGAACCUGCUGAGAAUUAAUUUCUUUAAGGGAAAUAGUGAAACGGUGGAUGAUAUGAAAAUCACAGAUUGCCAAGGUAAUAAAAUCGAGGAUCGAUUAUUGAUCUACAAUCGUGUUAAUGCCAAUUCGUUCUUCAUCAGAGCGGAUAAUUUCCCCAACUGUAAGUUAGUUAUAGUUGAAAUACUAGCGUCGUUAGUAUAUGCACAUCCUGAAAUUCAAGAUCAAAUAAGAGAAUUGGGUGGACUCGCGUUAAUUCUUUCCAACUGUGUCAUUGACGAUAAUGAUCCAUUCAUUAAGGAAAGGUCUAUCAUUUGCUUAAAGUUUUUGUUAAGGAAUAAUGCCAAGAACCAAGAAUUUGUCAAACAAAUGGAGGCGCAAGACGUUGUUCAGGAUGAUGCAUUAAGCAAAGCAGGGUUUGAAAUUUCAGUGGAAAAGGGCGGAAAAGUAAGACUUGUAUCUAAAAAGGAAGAUUCUGAUAGCGAAAUUUCCGAGCUUGUUAGCGUAGACGAAGAUUGA